This is a messenger RNA of Ostertagia ostertagi, 471 nucleotides long. NCBI's taxonomy places the organism in Eukaryota, Metazoa, Nematoda, Chromadorea, Rhabditida, Trichostrongylidae. The record is from the annotation of a GenBank genome assembly.
AUGUCUGACGCGCAAACGCUUUCUACACGCACCCAUUUGGGGCAUCUGUUGAAUCCUGGAGACCUGGUCAUGGCGUUUGAUAUUCGCAAUUGUAAUGUCAACAAUACUGUAUUUGACGAAAUGAAGCCCGAAGAUAUCCCGGAUGUUAUAAUUGUGAAAAAGGUGUAUGAUCGUGCUCGAAGACUUGCCCAUCGAAAAUGGAAGUUGAAACGUUUGGUUGUAGAUGGUAACAUCGUUGGUAAUGAAACUGAAAGUGUUGCAGACGAGUUCCAGAGGUUUAUGGAAGACGUAGAAGAAGAUCCUGCCUUGCGUGAGAAGAUUAACAUCUACAAGCUGUUGAUAGCGAUGACGAAGGCUAUACCCGAUGCACCUACUCUUGCUGAAAUGUUGGAUGACCUUAACUUUGAGGACAGUGAAAUGCAGGACGUAGCCGCUGAAUCAUCGCAGGAAGAACCGAUGGAUAAAGUUUAG